This is a messenger RNA of Sardina pilchardus (European sardine), 1011 nucleotides long. It is a transcript of the gene thy1, whose product is annotated as Thy-1 cell surface antigen. NCBI's taxonomy places the organism in Eukaryota, Metazoa, Chordata, Actinopteri, Clupeiformes, Clupeidae. Gene Ontology annotation, molecular function: GTPase activator activity; integrin binding. Gene Ontology annotation, biological process: cell-cell adhesion; integrin-mediated signaling pathway; T cell receptor signaling pathway. Gene Ontology annotation, cellular component: myelin sheath; dendrite; external side of plasma membrane. The coding region runs from base 134 to 577 and encodes 147 amino acids. The record is from RefSeq and is a predicted model, not a curated record. The transcript is spliced from 4 exons.
CUCUGACGCGCACUCUCUCAGAUAGCGGAACAUAACCAACGAUCACUCUCCUCCUAGCAGCGAACAGAUUUAAACGGCACUUGCAAGCUGCAAUUUAAUAUCAAUCAACCAAAGCUUUGUGAGAGUUUGGAAAAUGUUCAUCAUUGCCACAUUCUGUCUGUUGGGUCUAGCCACAUCCCAGACUGUUACAGAACUCACUUCCUGUAUCACAAAAGAAAAUAACCUGAGGAUGGAGUGCAACUUCAACCCAGUAGAGACACCUGGGACCACAUGCAAGUUCACACUAGGGGACAAGAUUGUAGCCACCACUGAUGCCAAAGAGACGCAAGAUGUCAUGUACAAAAACCGUGCUAAUGCCACCCUAAUGGACAAGGUCUGUGAGCUGUCUCUUACAGGACUGUCUGACAAGCCCCAGGACUUCAAGUGUACCAUCAAACAAACAAAUGAAUCAUCUUCAGUAGCUACUGUCGACAAGAAGACCGCUGAAAAAUGCUCUGGGAUAAGUGUCCUCCUGCAAGGAGGCACAGGGCUGUUUCUUGUUCUUAUGACUCUGCCCUUGUUGUCUGAACUCAUUUGAUUUCAAAUAUUAUGUCAAAUGAGCCUUUACAUAUUUUGCCAUCUGUAUGCAUGUAGUAAAUUGUACUGAUGCCACAUAGGCUGCUUCAGGUCUUCACAGUGUCUUUGAACAUAAUUAUGGCAAUGCUUUCAUAGAUAUAGCUUUAUACAUCUGUUAAAAAACAUGAAUGAAGACGUCAUGUCAUGUUAAUACUGAUUAUUGAGAAUUAUGUAAAUGGAGAGGUAUUUGAACCUUAAUAUUUCUUCAUUUUAAUUAAAGGCCUCCCCAAAUUUAUAUCCACACCUGUUCAUGUUUUAUAUGAAGAUGUUUAGCAGAACUCAUAAAGUUUGCAUAACUCAUAAAUGUAUACAUGAUAAAGUAUUAAUGUACAAGGCCACUAAUGGUGCUUGUGAAAGGUUUAAUACAUGCUAAUUAAACUAAGCCAAUGUUUAAAA